Messenger RNA from Nanorana parkeri, 882 nucleotides. RefSeq names its product estradiol 17 beta-dehydrogenase 5-like. The transcript has 8 exons. Gene Ontology annotation, cellular component: cytosol. Lineage: Eukaryota; Metazoa; Chordata; Amphibia; Anura; Dicroglossidae. Bases 1 to 867 code for a protein of 288 amino acids. The record is from RefSeq and is a predicted model, not a curated record. Gene Ontology annotation, biological process: steroid metabolic process. Gene Ontology annotation, molecular function: aldose reductase (NADPH) activity; ketosteroid monooxygenase activity; steroid dehydrogenase activity.
AUGAAUGAUGGCAACAAGAUCCCAGUUAUUGGGUUUGGGACAUACGCUCCAGAAUAUAUCCCGGUUUCCCUCAGUGAAGAAGCCACUGAAGUUGCCAUCGAGGUUGGCUUCCGCCACAUUGAUGGAGCACACUUCUAUCAGAAUGAGAAAGAGGUGGGUCGUGCCAUCCAGAAGAAGAUCGCUGAUGGGACUGUAAAAAGGGAAGAUCUCUUUUAUACAGGAAAGUUAUGGCCAACGUAUCACUCACUGGAGCUGGCAGAACUUAAUGUGACACAAUCCCUGGAAACCCUUCAACUGGAUUAUAUGGACCUCUUCCUCAUCCACAGGCCCUUAUCACUUAAGGCCAUGGAGAAGUGUAAAGACGCUGGGCUGGUAAAAUCCAUUGGAGUCUCCAACUUUAACCGUCGGCAGCUGGAGAAGAUUCUCAACAAGCCUGGACUGAAGUAUAAGCCAGGGUGCAACCAGAUUGAAAGCCACCCAUACCUGAAUCAGAGCAAAAUGUUGGAGUUCUGCAAGGCACAUGAUGUCCUGCUGGUUGCAUACAGUGCCCUGGGCUCACACAGACACAAGUAUUGGGUGGAUCAGAGCUCUCCAUUACUUCUGGAAGAUUUGGUCUUAGCUGAAAUAGGCAAGAAGUACAAUAAGACACCUGCGAACAUCGCUAUUCGCUACCAGAUCCAGCGUGGAGUGGUGGCCAUCACCAAAAGUUAUAACCCGGACAGAAUUAAGGAAAACUUCAAGGUCUUUGACUUUGAGCUGACACCUGAAGACAUGAAAACUAUUGACGGGAUAAACAGAGACUUUCUUUAUGUGGAUAUUCCGCUAUUUGCUGCUCAUCCGGAGUACCCCCUGCAUGAUGAAUAUUAAGGGAAAUUUUGACAA